This is a messenger RNA of Telopea speciosissima, 828 nucleotides long. RefSeq lists its product as uncharacterized. The transcript is spliced from 2 exons. The record is from RefSeq and is a predicted model, not a curated record. NCBI's taxonomy places the organism in Eukaryota, Viridiplantae, Streptophyta, Magnoliopsida, Proteales, Proteaceae. Bases 1 to 828 code for a protein of 275 amino acids.
AUGGCACGCAGAAAGACCGCUCCCUCCACCAACAAUGCUGUGAGGGAGAGGAAUCAAUCACCUCCCCCAGAGAGCUCACGUCGCAGAGCCACUGACCCUGUCUCUCAGGAGAGGGAGGUUCUAGAGAACCAACAGGUUGGGGGAGUCAACCUUAACCCGGAAGCAGCCAUUGAAGGCCCUGUGGAGCUAGUACCUGAUCCCAAUGCACCAGCCACUGUGGGUCAGGUCAACGACCUACAACGUCAGAUCCUCGACGACCAACAGCUCUUCCUCGAAUACCUCAGGCAGAAGACGGUCACCCAUCAUCGUAGGCAGGAGCAGAGGCAGGAGCAAAGCCCUAAGAGAUCACUUCCCAAGGGUGUCACUAGGCAAUCGGGAGAACUCUCCCAACAUCCAAGGGGAAUGGCAGACCUCCCAGCACGGUCGGACCGGGGGAGAACACCAUCACACCGAUCCAUCGUACCUAACCUUGAAGGGUCCAUUCGAAGGUCGGUGUUUGAUGGUCGACUAGAAGGAAGUCAUGUACCAGAGCGAAGCCAGACUUACUGUGAAGGAAGCCCCUUGCGGUCAAGACAAGAUUCAUCACGACGUGAUCCUUCACCAUCUCGCCAACAGUCGAGACAGGAGGGAACUUCCAGGAGAGGACGUGAACGAGCUCGUAGCGAACGACUAGUCAGACGUGAAGGACAAACACAGGAUGAAGAGCUAGACAAGAGACUCCAAGAGUUGGACGAAAAGCUGGAAGGAGGAAUGCUAUCAACUCAAGAUAGAGAUAGAAAACCUUGUGAGAGUAGGGAGUCUGAACAAGUACGUGAAGGGGAGACAUGA